This is a messenger RNA of Penicillium canescens, 1478 nucleotides long. RefSeq lists its product as uncharacterized. Gene Ontology annotation, biological process: nuclear-transcribed mRNA catabolic process, nonsense-mediated decay. Gene Ontology annotation, molecular function: telomerase RNA binding; protein binding; telomeric repeat DNA binding. The record is from RefSeq and is a predicted model, not a curated record. Gene Ontology annotation, cellular component: telomerase holoenzyme complex. Lineage: Eukaryota; Fungi; Ascomycota; Eurotiomycetes; Eurotiales; Aspergillaceae. Bases 42 to 1478 code for a protein of 478 amino acids. The transcript has 2 exons.
AAUUGCCUUCGAAAACUGCCGCGAUCAGUGUCACCCCUGGUAUGGUCCUAGAAUACCUAUCAGCAACCCGAUUUUGGUCCCAAAUGGGUUCACGCUCGCUGUCAUCGGAAUUUCGAGAUGAGAUGGUGACAGGGACUUCUGAGCAAACAAAGCUCUUCCUUGCUGCUAAAGAACAAUACACAAGGCUUGUGCAAUGUGAGAAAAAGUGCCUUUGGUUUGAGCAGAACCGAGCAUCAUCCACCGUGCACCUUCCUAAUGCCCGAUGGCAACGCCUUAUCACCCUACACUUGAUUCUUCUUUACGAGCAUGAACGCUUUUUCCUUAUGUGCCAGCAUCCAUCCGCCAACCCGAGUAUCAGAGAUCUUCCUGAGAAAUACGCCAUGCCUGGUCGAAUGUGGCGGUACGGAAUUCGUUCUUUGUUGGAUAUUCUACAACAGAACCUCCCACAAACUUUAGGGUACAUUAUCUUCUUCAUCGAAACCGUCUCGUCAAUCCUGAAGCAGUUAGUCCUGACUAAUUCAGCACUUGGGGACUCAUUGUUUGAACAGCUGGGUGACCUGGCACUCUAUCGUGCGGUUGUGGAAAAGUCGGAUAGGAAAGAUUGGGAAGCCAUACCAAGGUAUUGGUACCAAAAGGCCGCGGACCGAAAUCCCGAUAGUGGGCAACUCCAACAUCGUCUUGCGGCUUGCUCACGAUCUGAUCCCCUUAAGGCCCUCUUUUAUCUUACCAAGGCAUUGAUCAGUGUCCAGCCAUUCCCCCACAGCCGGGUAACUGUUGGCCGUUUCUUCGAUCGCUGGGACACUUUGGCACUUCAACAUAACACCAUGGCCACUUCAUUCAUCGCUGCGCAUUAUGUGCUACUUACGGGUGACCCGGAUGGGCAGUUUAUGACUUUGGCAAAUGGCUUCUUGUCGCUCUUACCAUCGUACAUUCAAAAAUAUGAUUACAAAGGACAACACAUAGUGUACAUCAUGUCCUGCAAUUUUGCCUCUGUACUUCGUUACGGCGAACUUGCAUUUACGACUGUGGUAUUCCCCCAAAGCGAGAGUGGCCGUACUCACCAUGCGAAUAAAUCGGGCCAAGCAGAUGGAAUUUACCUUACGUUUGAAACUCUCUCGGUCCUUCUUCGGUAUAGUGGCAGCCACGACACAGUCCCAGGGAUCCAUAUCUGUCUGGCAUUUCUCUGCAUCUCCGUUCAUCGUCCUUUCAUGGAAAAUCUGGGAACAACGGUUCCUUGGAGAGCAAUCACUAGAUUUCUCAAUGGCCUUUUCACGCCCGAUGCUGCUUUUCUGAAGAUCGAAGAGGAGUCUUUCCCAAUUGGGGACGAUGGAGCAGCUCCAUGGCUACCGGAAGAUUAUCUGAUAUGCGGUCAAGUGUGGAGUCAAUCAUAUUACCCGACCCUUUUUUCAAGGAUGGACUAUGGUACGGAGUUUCAAAUGAUGAGGUGGAAACAAGAAGACACAGAUGCCUCUGGCUAG